This is a messenger RNA of Haplochromis burtoni (Burton's mouthbrooder), 3761 nucleotides long. It is a transcript of the gene fgf1a, whose product is annotated as fibroblast growth factor 1a. Gene Ontology annotation, molecular function: fibroblast growth factor receptor binding; growth factor activity. The record is from RefSeq and is a predicted model, not a curated record. The transcript has 3 exons. NCBI's taxonomy places the organism in Eukaryota, Metazoa, Chordata, Actinopteri, Cichliformes, Cichlidae. Gene Ontology annotation, biological process: positive regulation of gene expression; positive regulation of cell population proliferation; regulation of cell migration. The coding region runs from base 1904 to 2368 and encodes 154 amino acids. Gene Ontology annotation, cellular component: cytoplasm.
AAACGGGGACGUGUAUGAUGAUGUUUGCCAUCCGUCGCAGUAAAACUAAACUGUGGAAAUGGUCAUUCUUGGUGCAAGGCCACUUUUCAUGUUCACAGCAAGCACGUGUUCAUCAAAUAAACAUGCUUUUCCAUUCUGACACCUGGUUUAUUGACUGCUUAGAUUCACUGGAAGUAAACGUGUGUUUUUGUUCCUAUUUAAAAGCAUGUAAAAUUUAUUUAUUUAUUGGUCAAGCUGCUCAUUUACAAAAACCAACCUUCUACAGUGGCAGUAAUGGUGGGAUCAGAAUAAUUAGAAGGGGGAAGAAAGCCUUUUAAAACCUCAAUUUAAGGCAAAGUCAGCAACUUUUAAGGUGAAGUUUCUGUCAAAUUUCCCCGGUGACUCUUUACAGUGCAGGCGAGCAUUUAAAUUAAGAUAAUGGUUCAAAAUAACUGUUUUUAAAUGGCUGCUGAGAAGCAAAACUUAACACCUUGGAGUAGGGACUAAACUUAGAGAGCCAAUAAAGGAGCACAUCUAGCUGUGAAAAUUAGAUGCUUAUCCAAUCACCACAGAUUUUAUGAGGUACACUUUGAACCCUAUUUUGCAUUCAGAACUGCUUUAAUGCUUCACAGUGUAGUUUUAACAAGGUGCUGGAAAUUCUCACCCUGGCAUUCAAAUGUCGCAGCAGAAAAGGAGACUCACCAGACCAAUACUUUUCAAAUCUUUCGUCCACUUUUGGCGGUGUGGUCUUUGCUCCUCCAGGCCAUCUGCUUAAAGGUUAAACGAGUUGUGCAUUCAGAGAUGCUCUUCUGCAUUCCCUGGUUGUAGUAAGUUGUUAUUGUGUGAAUGCCUCACAUUGCAUUUUUUGCAAUAUUUUGCCCAUUGAAAUGAAUGGAACACAUUUUCAAUGUGGUCACUUAUUUCUGCUCGCUGGGCUGAGCUGUGUUUUAGGUCAGUGAGAUGAGCAGCCGUUCUCAGACUGGGAGGCCAGGGUUCAAAUCCUGCUUAUGGUAACAUUUUUUUCAGUUAACAGUAAAACUUUGUUUUACUCUUUUCAACACAAUUUAUGUUCUUCACUCCUUUUUAGCAGAAUUUUCAGUUUUUUCACCCCUUUUCAGCACAAAUGUCAGCUUUUUUAGCUCUUUUAAGCAGAAAUCUCUUUUCAGCAGAAUUUUCAGCUUCUUUGCCUGUUUUCAGCGGAAUUUUCCGUUUUUUCAACUGUUCUCAGUUUUUAUUUCACGGAGACUCGUGGAAACCAGUAUGUAGGACAUUUCUGAACUUAAAAAAAAAAACAACAACUUUGUGUCAUUGGAAAUGUUCAUUUACUCAAGAAAAUGUAUAGUUAUUUUUAACUCUUUAACUAAAACUGUCAUGUUGUGUUAUGAAUAGCAUGUUGAAAAUGUCCCUUUUCCCCUUAUUUCCUAUCAGUUAGAUUAAAAGUGCGCCAGCCGGACACGCAAACAACUUUUGUUGUGUUGUGUCCAAACUGCAAUCCCAUCUCUGGGAUAAAGAUGUGAUGUGCAGCAGCUCCUCCCACGUUAAUUACAGCUGCCUCCCAGAAAAUUAGAAAUAUCUUUCAAAAACAUGUGAAUAAAGGUUGCGUGCUUAUGGCACGUGGCUCUGCUCGUUACUGAUUACCUGAUCAACAAGUAACGAAAGCAGAAAGUAACUCGGGGUCCUCACACUGGCUGUUUAAAAAGCUACUUUGAAUUCAAAGUGGGCAUUGUUAUUUUCACCCCAGUUGGAUGCUGCCAGGAAUCGGGACUGCGCAUGUGGCUGCCUGUGUGGUCUCGCGCUCGUUCACGGCCACAUAAACACCUGAUCUCUGCAGGGGGACAAAUCCAGUGAGAAUUUCCGCAGGAAACCGAUCCCCUCUCGUCGCAGACCCCCCUGCUGUAGAGAGCGAGGUUUCCUGCCGAGCAGGAUGGCGGAUGGAGACACGGUGGUGGAUCUGAGCGUGGGGGACAGCAGCCCGCUGCAGCUGAGGGACUACCGGAGACUGGCUCGGCUGUACUGCAUGAAUGGCGGACAUCACCUCCAGAUCCUCCCCGACGGGACUGUGCAGGGCCAGAGGGAAGAGAGUGACGCUCACACUGUUUUAAAGCUCAAAGCUGUGGACAGAGGCGUCGUGGUCAUCCAAGGAACGGAAGCCAGCAGAUAUUUAGCCAUGAGCGAUGAAGGCCGUUUGUACAGUUCACCCACAAUUACAGAUGAAUGUUACUUCCUGGAGAGGCUGGAGGAGAACCACUACAACACAUACCAGCCACAGAAAUAUCACGACAACAACUGGUACGUAGCUCUGAAAAAGAACGGAAAGCCUAAACUCGGCCCGAGAACCCACAUCGGACAGAAAGCCGUCUUCUUUCUCCCCAGGCAGCUGGAUGACUGAGGGAGCAAAACACACAGCGAUACCUCAACCGCAAAGGACCAGAAACACAUAACCUCUAAAUCAUCAAUAGGACUACUUACAGGAGAUGGUGGUGUGAAAUCAAGAGAUAAUAAAUCCAAAUAAAAGGGAAGUGCAAAGGCAGUCUGUUUAGUGCAUGGAGAGAUCAAAUGUCUCUUUAUUUUAAUAAUACGUCAAAUCUAUAGACACAACAAAUCUUUGAUUUUAUUUGGUAGCAGGUCCUCUUAGCUCACAGAACAGACAUGUAGAGCAAACAUGAACACAUUAACCUGCAGUUUAACAGGAAUUUGUGCUUCUUGGACUAAGGUUUUCUGGGAAGAGUAAACAAAUACAUUGCCACUAAUUAUGUACUGUACUUUAGCUUUUCUGUAAUCUGUUUUGUUCUUGAAACCUUGACUGGAUAGAAAGUGCUACAGAGCUUAAAUCCUAACAAAUUAACCAGUAAAGCUUUCCCAGAAGUGUUGCUGCUCUGUUAUACUUCCAACAGUUACACAUUGCUGCCACUAGAAGCCGCCACUGUGCACGAUUACAUCCUCUCCAAAUAAUUUUUAUUUGCAACACUUAAAUUUACCGGCCCCUUAUACACAUACACACUGACCUAUGAGUUCGCCCCUUUAAUCACACUUAUUAACAACUGUUUGUGCACUCACCUUUUUUCAUGGUUUGUCCAAUAAGGCUUCAUAACCUAAAACAAUCAUCAGUAUGCUCGUCUCUACACUUUGAAUAUCCUGCACUGUUUAUUUUACUAUGCACUUAAUGAGCCUUCAUUUCUGUUCUACUGAGCUCUUGGUUCUAUUUUGUUACGCUUUUUUAAAUAUUUGUUGUAUUUUAUUGAACUAUUUUAAUGUUACCAUAUUUAUAGUUCUUCAGUUGUACCCCAUUGUAAACCACUUCAUUUUGUUAGCGGUUUUCCUGUUACACAUUAAUGAAGCAUGCAGUGGAUAUAAAAAGCGUACACGCGCCUGUUAAAGUGCCUGCGGUAAUGACGUUACAAUAACGAGACCAAGAUAAUAAAACUUUUUCUACCUUUAAUGUGACCUUAAAACAAAACUUUUAGCGGAUCAAAUUAAAAACAUAAAACAUUGUGGUUGCACAUGCUCCUAUAAAUGGGAAGCUUACACUUUUUCUAUCCACUGCAUUUAUGUAUUCUGAGUAGGUGAUGCAUCAGUAACAACCCAGGAAGCUCAGCAGGUGCAUUUAAAGUGACAUUUAUUUAACACUAAACAGUUUCUGUACAGUUUGAUAACAACAAAAACCCCAGGCUGCAGCUCUACAUCAUAUAGAAAGAAGCAUAACUGGUCUGUAAAUGAAAGCCAUGGCAUAUGAAAUAUGAACUGUUGAUUCAAGCGUCAUUAUAAAACAACAUCCUGCACCA